UGUGUGUGUGUGUGUGUGUGUGAUGUCUGGGGUUUUUGUAAGAAAAGGAGGCAAAUACAGCUGUAAUAGGUUGUGUUAAAUUUUGUUUUGCUUUAUAAUGGAUUUAGGGCCUCUUGCGGCAUUACAAAAAUUUGGUGCUAUAAUUUGAAUCCCAUGAUGCUGGUGUAUCACUCUUUUCAGCAGCCUGUAGUCCUGGUGAUGGGGCAGCCAUGGAGAUCUCAUGGCUAACAGAGAAAUCCUGUGUACAUGCUCUCAUUUCACACUGUGUGUGUCUUUCAUGCGAUUUUUCUUAGGUAGGGACUCAUGGGGUCUUAUAUUCAUUCACUGUAAAUUAUAUGCACACGUUCUCUGGGCCAGCAUUGUUUCAGAUGCAAGGAAAAUAGCAUUGAGCCAACCAAAGUUCCUGCCCUCAUGGACUUUACUUUUUAGUAGGAGAGGUAGAUCGUGAACAAGUAAACAUAAUGCAAUGUCAGAGAGUGCUUUGAAGAAAAGUAAAGCGGAUAAAAGGCAUAAAGUGAUGGGGUGUUAUUUUAGAUAGAUGUGUACAGUUAGCUUCCUGCUAGGUAAGCCCUAGGCUGGUUCACCAGAUAUCCCUUUUUUCUUUAUUCUUAGAGACACAAUAUGGUAUAAUGAAAGGAGUGGGGCAUUCAACUUGUGGCCUACUUAGCUGUGUGACCAUGGAAAGUUACUUAACCUCUCUGAGCCUUAGUUUCUUCAUCUGUGGAAUGAGAAUAAUAAUGCCCUCUUUUCUAUUGUGAGAAUUAAAGGUGAAUGCCCAGCACACAGAGAAACAGUCAGUAGUUGGUAGCUAAUAUUGCCCCGAGGGCCUCCGGGACCUGUGUCCCUGCAUGGCUUGCUCUGCCAGCAUGGAGUCCUUGCAGCCCAGGACAGCUGUGGAAGAGAUCACAAGGUGCAGGAGUCAGUAUGGUGCAAAUAGCUAUGGGCAACUUGGCCUUGGCCACAAGGAAGAUGUGCUUUUGCCCCAGCAACUGAGUGAAUUCUGUAAACCUGGAUGUGUCAAGAGGAUCACGGGAGGAGGGGGCCACUCUGCUAUUGUCACAGAUCAAGGAAGCCUUUUUGUUUGUGGCCUGAACAAAGAUGGGCAACUGGGGCUUGGUCACACCGAGGAUGUCCUUUAUUUCACCCUCUGCAAAUCCCUCCUUGGCUGUCCCAUCCAACAGGUGGCCUGUGGCUGGGAUUUUACCAUUAUACUUACAAAAAAUGGUCAAGUUCUGUCAUGUGGGUCCAACUCCUUUGGCCAGUUAGGAGUUCCUCAUGGGCCUCGAAGAUGUGUGGUCCCCCAGGCCAUUGAGGUCCAGAGAGAGAAGGUUGUUAGUAUUGCUGCUGGACUGAGGCAUGCGUUAGCUGCAACAGCUAGUGGCCUCGUGUUCCAGUGGGGAACUGGUUUGGCAUCAUCUGGACGGCGGUUGUGCCCUGGGCAGACGCUCCCACUGUUUUUGACAGCAAAGGAACCGAGCAAAGUGACAGGCCUAGAGAAUUCUCAAGCAGUAUGUGUUCUUGCUGGCUCAGGUCACUCUGCUUCCCUGACAGAUGCAGGAGAGCUGUAUGUUUGGGGAAGCAACAAACAGGGGCAACUGGCUUCCCGGGCUGCUUUCCUUCCUCUACCCCAGAAAAUAGAAGCACAUCGUUUUCAGAAUGAAAAGGUGGCUGCCGUCUGGAGUGGGUGGACGCACCUGGUUGCUCAGACAGAAACUGGCAAGGUGUUUACCUGGGGCCGAGCGGACUAUGGUCAGCUGGGGAGGACGUUGGAGUCUCCUGAAGGCUGGAAACCGAAGAAGCAAGCUUCAUCCUUGCCCUGCUCCAGGCCAGCGAGGAGUGUGCCUUCGUCCCUGCCUUGCUUAACGGGAGCGACUGAGGUCUCUUGUGGCUCAGAGCAUAACCUGGCAGUGGUUGGUUUCCCCAAUUCUUUUGCAUGGUUUCCCAUGAAGUUCCUCUUGACCUGUACUGUGUUUGGAGCCAGGCCACUCCCAUGGCAGAGGGUGGUGAGCCCUGCAGUUUCCUGUUUUAGACAGAGGAAGAACUGCUGGUGUUGGGCAUAGAGAAACUCAUGUGACAAUCGGGAAGGAAGAGCUGAAGCCAUUGGCCGUGGCUGGCCAGGCCACUGUCCAGCUGUGAGGCUUGUACACUCACUCUUCCUCACUGAGUCUGAUUCCUCAUCUGUAAAACCAGCAUACAAUACCCACCGCUAAAAGUCGUUCUUCCAAAUGGCACAGGGAUGUCAGGUGCGUGCGCAGUGCCUGACACAGAAUAAGUGCUCAGUAGAUGAACGUGGCAGAUUCCCGAAUUCAUUUGCUUGCCUGCUUGCUUUCUUUUCACCCAGGACUUCCCUCCACCUCUGACAAAGCUGGCUGGCUCAAAUUCGUGGGUGUAGGCUGAGGUCAGCAGAGGUGAGAUGAGGGCCUGUGGCCACCACUUGCCCAGAAGAUCCCUGCCUGCCAGAGGCAGGCUCCCUAGGCCCAGCUCCGUCUUCGGGGCCCUCGCCUCCUUGUCUGGCUGAAUUGGCUCCAGCUGUUUUCCUUCCCCCCAGGAGCAGCUUAUUUUGGCUUGAAUGGGCAAUUUGUUUGCCUUCUCUCCUGAUGUGCGGUUGUUCAGCCUUCCCUUCCUGCAGAGAAAAAAGAGCUGACUACAUUUCCUCUCUCCGGCUCCACGCAGACCCUUGGAAGGGAUUUUAUUGGUGGCCUUUUCCUGGAGCACUCACACUUGCCAGACAGGCAUUGUUAAAGGGUUAGAUAUUUGGCAGCAAAGCGUACUGCCUCCUCCUCCAAGCAAAAGCAGCUCCUUCACUACAUUGGAGCUAUAAUCUAUGCAAGCAUCUUUUACUUUUAUUUUUUCAUUGCACUGAUGCUUUCCAAUUGUUGAGCCUUUCUGCCUUUGUAAUAUGUGUGGCAGAACAUCUGACCGUGCACGGGGUCGUGUAAGAAUUUAAUAGAGAAAACGAACUCAUUUUGACAGUGGCUGUUCCUCUGGGAAGCCAUACCUCCAAAGCCCGGAGCCUUGUAGAGAGUUUAGAGGCCAAGACAGACAUAUAUGGUCCUGUACCCAGUGUGAUGAACAGAGCGUAAAUGCUUUAUGUAUGUUGUCCCAUUUAAUCCUCAUACAAUUGAUGCACUGUUGUUAACCCCAUUAGGCCGAGCAUUUUGCCCACCAGGUCAUCGGUAAGGAGGAACCAGGGUGUCAGCCUUUAACCCAGGCCUCUCACUUCAUACACAACCUGUGGCCUGCUGCUGCCUUCCUGCAGACCAGCGACAGUCUGAUCUGUUUUUAAAGCACCAGUUAAAAUGAUUUCAUCUCCAGGCCUCUCACUUCAUACACAACCUGUGGCCUGCUGCUGCCUUCCUGCAGACCAGCGACAGUCUGAUCUGUUUUUAAAGCACCAGUUAAAAUGAUUUCAUCUCUUCAUUUCAAUGUUAAUUCCCCUUCAUGUUGGCAGGUUCCUCUGUACAUUUAGAUCAUAUGUAAUCUGGUUCAGAUUAAGCAUUUCUCGGCAUAAUUACCAGAUAAAAUCAUGAAAUUGAUGACAUUGUAUUGUCAUCACACUUCCCUCUCUGGCUUCUGAGGUUCCCACCCCUUUUAGGAUUCUUCUUCACCCUUCCAUUGUCCCUUCUCUUAAAAUUUUUUAAAUUUAAUUUUUAUUAUUAUUUUAAUAAUUUUUCAUUAUUAUUAAUACAUGUACCUUACUUAAAAUUUAAAAAGCACACAAAAAUUUAAAAUGAAAAACUUCCCUCCUACUUUCUCUCCUAUCUCUCCAGUGUCCCAAAACCCUUCCACCACAUGUGCAGCUACUGCCUAUUGUUAGUUUCUUCUGUAUCCUUCUGGAUUCUUUUGCAUUUAUAAGUGAAUACUGAGAUAUAUUUUUAUCCCCCCUUUUACAUAAAUUGUGGUGUACUUUACAUGCUUUUUAGGGUCUGCCUUUUUUUUUUUUUUUCAACAAUUGAUCUGAGAGAUCUUUCCAUAUCAGUAUAAAAGCCUUUCUCGUUUGUCACUAUAAUUAUGUAAUAGUUCAGUGUACCUGUGUGCCAUGAUGGACAUUUAGGUAAUUUCCAGUCUUUUGCUUAUUACAAGUAAUGGUGUAGUGAAUUACCUUGUAUAUAUGUUGUCUCAUGUGUGGGUGAGUGUAGCUGUAGGAAUUUAUCCUAGAAGUAAAAGUAUUAUGUCAAAGAGUAAAUGUAUUUGUUAUUUUGCAAGAUACUGCAAAAUUGGCCUCCCUAGGAAUUCACCAUUUUUCACUCCCACCAACAGUGUAUAAGAGUGCCUGUUUCUGCAGCUUCCCUAAUAAUGAGUUAGAAAACUUGUUUUUUUGCCAGUUUAAUAGGUGAAAACCCACUCAGGAUGGUUUUGGUUUAUAUUACUUUUUAAAUUGAAGUUCAAUAGGUAUACAAUAAAGUGCAUACAUCUUAAGGGUUCAGUUUGAUGAAUUUUUACAUAUGUGUAUACUUAAGAAACCACCACCCAGCACAAGAUACAGAACAUUUCCAGCACCUCAUACUACCUCCUGCUCCUUGUCAGUCAAUAGUCCAACCCCAGAGGUGACCCCAUUCUGACCUUUGUCUCCAGAGAUGAGUUCUUGCCCGUUGUUGAACUUCAUAUAAAUGGUGUCAUACAGUGUUUACUCCUUUGUGUUUGACUCAUUUGUUCAACACAUUGUGUCCGUAAGAGUCAUCUGUUCUGUAUAUAGCAAUAGUUCUUUUUUAUUGAUUAGUAAUAUUCCACUUAUGAAUACAUUAUUAUACUCAUUUAUCCACUUAACUGUUGAAUAUUUGUGUUGUUUCCAGAUUGAAGAUUGUGAGUAAAGCUGCUAUUGACAUUCAUAUCUUUUGGUGAACAUAUCUGUUUAUUCUCCUGAGUACCUAACUAAGAGUUGGAGUGCUAUGUUACUAGGUUAUAUGUAUAGUAUUAGUAGAUUCUGCUCAAGAAUUUUAAAAAGUAGUUUACUAAUUUAUAUUUCAGUCAGCAACAUAUGAGAGUUCUAAUUGUGCCAUAUCCCUGCCAGGUAUUUUCAGCCUUACUGAUUUAGGCUGUUUUGCUGAGUGUGUAGUGUGAAAUCUCACUGUGAUUUUAAUUUGCAUUACUCUGGUGAUCAGUGAUAUGGACUACCUUUUCAUCUGCUUAUAGGCCACUCGGGUAGCUUCUUUUAUCUCCUGCAAACACUUUGUCCAUUGUUUUAUUGUGGGUUUUGCCUAUGUUUUUCUUAGUGGUAUUUAGGGAUCCUUUAUCUUAUGAAGUCCUUUGUUGGAUAUUUGGAUUGUGAAUAUCUCCUAGGCUUACUCUUUUGCUCCCUGUCUCUCUCUCUUUUUUUUUUUU
Sus scrofa (pig) is the source of this 5322-nucleotide messenger RNA. It is a transcript of the gene SERGEF, whose product is annotated as secretion regulating guanine nucleotide exchange factor. Lineage: Eukaryota; Metazoa; Chordata; Mammalia; Artiodactyla; Suidae. The record is from RefSeq and is a predicted model, not a curated record.